Penicillium taxi is the source of this 699-nucleotide messenger RNA. RefSeq lists its product as uncharacterized. The transcript has a single exon. Gene Ontology annotation, cellular component: cytoplasm. Gene Ontology annotation, molecular function: pyridoxal phosphate binding; carbon-sulfur lyase activity. Gene Ontology annotation, biological process: transsulfuration. The record is from RefSeq and is a predicted model, not a curated record. NCBI's taxonomy places the organism in Eukaryota, Fungi, Ascomycota, Eurotiomycetes, Eurotiales, Aspergillaceae. The coding region runs from base 1 to 699 and encodes 232 amino acids.
AUGCCGAGAAAAGCCCACUCUCGCGGCGUAUAUCUCAUUGUUGACAGCACAUUUGCCCCUCCUGGACUACAUGAUCCAUUCUUGUGGGGUGCUGAUAUUGUCAUGCACUCUGGAUCAAAGUACUUCGGAGGCCACAGUGAUCUUCUCUGUGGCGUUCUCGCCACAAAGCGGACAGGCUGGACAAAGCAGCUCUUUGAAGACCGUAUGGCUUUGGGUAACGUCCUCGGCAAUCUAGAGAGUUGGCUUAGUCUUCGGAGUCUGCGCACGUUCGAGCUGCGUGUCCGAAACGCGAGUCAGAACGCUGCAAAGCUGAUAUCUUGGCUCAACAAUGCUUUGAAUGCUCCUUCUCCAGCUUCUGGCUCUGAAGAGUGUACUGUGCAAAAAGUGUUAGAGAAUAUCUUCCAUGCGAGUCUUCAGGAUGAGCCUUGGGUUAAGAAACAAAUGCCAAAUGGGUUUGGUUCUGUGUUCUCGAUUACUAUGAAGCAACCGGUAUUUGCGAGGGUGCUGCCCUCUAAGCUUCAUUACCUCCAGCAUGCGACAAGUCUUGGAGGUGUUGAGAGUCUUAUCGAGUGGAGAGCAUUAAGUGACUCCAAAGUGAAUACAAAAUUGUUGAGAGUCAGUGUUGGGUUAGAAAAUUGGGAGGAUCUGAAGGAGGAUUUACUUCAAGCGUUUCAGUUUUUAGCGGGUAAUUCAAACUGA